Messenger RNA from Corythoichthys intestinalis (scribbled pipefish), 6406 nucleotides. RefSeq names its product LHFPL tetraspan subfamily member 6 protein. The record is from RefSeq and is a predicted model, not a curated record. Bases 423 to 1025 code for a protein of 200 amino acids. The transcript has 4 exons. Gene Ontology annotation, cellular component: membrane. Lineage: Eukaryota; Metazoa; Chordata; Actinopteri; Syngnathiformes; Syngnathidae.
GUGGGGAUUACCGUGAUUGAUGGUCAUCUCACCUCCAAAGAAGCGACGAGACGAGGCUCGUAUGCUCUCCGGGUGCGUUUUUUCAUUCACUCGUGCGGCGUCUUUUCCCAGCGCGAGAUCGCUCAUCUACUUCAUCGAUCACCUCGUCGUCGGUCGUAUCGAUGAGGACCGAGUGAAAAUCUCGGCGUCCCACCGAAGGAUUUAGUCUUUUCCUAUUUUUUUGGAGCGAUUGAGGAAAAGUUUCCAGCGCUCCCUCACGGAGUCGGCGGACGCGAAGGAGCCGCCGGCGAGAGGCGCACUUGAUUCCGGUGGUCUUCCAAUAUGGCCUGGCCGUCAGCGAGGAGGUGAAGACAUCCGGACCUUCCUUCUUUCGUCGCCUCCUUCCAGCAACCGGUUGCCGAUUUUCUCGCGUGCUGUCCCGCAUGGCGUCCAGUCUGACGUGCACAGGGGCGGUGUGGGCGCUGCUGUCCCUGAUGUGCGCCGCCGCGUCCUGCGUGGGCUUCUUCAUGCCAUACUGGCUGCUGGGAUCUCAGAUGGACAAGCCGGUGUCUUUCGGGACCUUCCGUCGAUGCUCAUACCCGGUGCGCGACGAGGAGCGCCAGGCCACCGUCAUGCUGGAGCAGUGCGGUCGCUACGCUUCUUUCCAUGCCAUCCCUAGCCUGGAGUGGCGCAUCUGCACGGUGGUGACGGGCGUAGGCUGCGGCCUCCUCCUCUUGGUGGCGCUCACCGCUCUCAUGGGCUGCUGCAUCUCCGAGCUCAUCUCGCGUACCAUCGGUCGCGUGGCCGGGGGCAUCCAGUUCGUCGGAGGUUUGCUCAUCGGAUCGGGCUGCGCUCUUUACCCGCUGGGUUGGGACAGUGAGGAAGUGCAGCAGACGUGCAGCAACGCCUCCGACCAGUUUCAACUCGGUUCCUGCGAGAUUGGCUGGGCCUACUACUGCACAGGCGCCGGGGCGGCGGGCGCCAUGUUGCUUUGCACCUGGUUGUCAUGUUUCGCCGGCAAGAAGCAGAAGCAGUACCCGUACUGAAGCGCCCGGCGCUGGCUAGCAACCACGCUAGCUUCCACGAGGGACAAACCGCAGGGACGCUUUCAUAAUGCAACACUUUUGAGUACACGUGUGCAACGUUUCAAAAUAUUUUUGCUGUUCAGCCAUAGACACGUGUAUGUUUUUAUAACACGAUUUGACGAUAGUAAAUGAUUUAUCGUCAUGAUUGGCAAUUUUUAAUAAUCUAUCAUAAAUGUACUCAUCUCUAUAGUAGACGGUGUAUUCAGGCCACGCAAAGAAAAAUAGGCCUACAAGAAAAAAGUUGUAAUAUUACAAGAAAUUCUUGCGAUAUUACGAGAUUAAAGUAGAAGCACUACGUAAAAUUAAGAGAAAAAAGUUGUAAUGUCACGUCAUUGUAACCUAAUAUUACAUGAAGAAAAAUUCAAGAUGUUACGAAAUGUGGCGUAAUGACACGAGAUUUAAAGUCAUAAUACUACAUAACUUUACGUAAUAUUAGGAGAAAUUUGUUGCGCUGUCAUGUCAUUUUGCGUGAUAUUAAAUGGGGGAAAAAAAGUCAAUAUGUUACAAAAUUUGGCGGAAUAUUAUGAGAUUAGUCAUCAAAUAGAUUGGACGUCUAUCAAUGGCAGCCAAUGUACGAUGGAGCAUUAGGGCCACAGUCACAAAAAAAUUAUGGCCUACAAGAAGAAAGUCGGAAUACAAGAGAUUAAACUCCUAAUACUACGUAACUUUAGGUAAUAUUACGAGACGUCGUGCUGUUACAUCAGUUUAUGUAAUAAUAGAUGAAAGAAAGUCAAAAAAUGUCACUAAAAAUUUGGCAUAGUAUUACAAGAUUAAAGUCGUAAUACUACUUUACGUAACAUUAUGAGAAGCUGGGAUGUUACAUCAUUUUACGUAGUAUUACAUGAAAGAAAGUAAAAAAAAAAGGUACGAAAUUUGACGUAAUAUUAUGAGAUUAAAGUCGUAAUGCUAUGUAACUUUACAUAAUAUUACGAAAAGUUGUGACGUUACAUCAGUUUACGUAAUAUUGCAUGAAAGAAAGUCAAAAAAUGUUAUGAAAUUUGAUGUAAUAUUACGAGACGUAAUGCUACGUAACAUUACAUUACGAGAAGUUGUGACGUUACAUCAGUUUACGUAAUAUUACAUGAAAGAAAGUCAAAAAAUGUUAAGAAAUUUGACGUAAUAUUACGAGAUUAAUGUCGUAAUGCUAUGUAACUUUACGUAGUAUUACGAGAAGUUGGGAUGUUACAUCAUUUUAUGUAAUAUUACAUGAGAGAAUGUCAAAAAAUAUCAUGAAAUUUGACGUAAUAUUACGAGAUUAAAGUAGUAAUGCUACGUAACUUUACGUAAUAUUACGAGAAGUUGGGAUGUUACAUCAUUUUACGUAAUACUACAUGAGAAAAAGUCAAAAAAUGUUAUGAAAUUUGACGUAAAAUUACGAGAGUAAAGUUGUCCUCCCACUUUAUCUAUCGCUGUCAAAAGCAGCCAAUGUACGACGGAGUAAUAGGGCCACACAAAGAAAGAUAUGUUGUCCUACGAGAUAAUAUUACGACUUUAUCUCGUAAUAUUACAAGAAUAAAGUCAUAAAUUGCAAUAUUAUAAAAUUAUAGUCGUAAUAUUACGAGAUUAAAAUCAUAAUACUACAUACCUUUACGUAAUAUUUUGAAAAAGUUACAUAAUUUUAUGUAGUAUUACUACAUAAAAGUCAUCUUAUGCAAUAUUACGAGAUAAAAGUUGUUAUUUUACAUUUAUCUUUUUCGAAUGUGCGUGGAUGCAGCACAGCUCGUUUAGCUAAAUUAGCUGCUACGUACUUAACGUAGCGCCUCGCUGCCUUCGUUAAAACAAACAAUAUCGUUUUCCCAAAUAAGGAAAUCCUUCAUCUUGAGCAUAUUUAAAUGUAAUUUUAAAUACUUGUGCUCAUGCUUUACGUAGCGUUCAGCCAAAGUAAGCUAACUUAAAAUAACGUUAGCGAAAUUAGCCACUCUGCAUCCAUACGUGUUACGUACAUCUGUUUACAUGAUUAAAGUCAAUAUAUUACGUAUCUUUUUGGAAUAUAUGUGGAUGCAGUGUGGCAAAUUUUAGCUAAAUUAGCUGCUACGCUGUUAUAUAGCUACUAUUAGCUAUUACUGCUUCUACGUCGCUGCCUUCAUUAAAACUAACAAUAUUGAGGCUAUCUGUUUUUUUAGAAUCGCUUUCCCAAAUAUGGAAUUCCUUCCUCUUUCUUACAUCCACAUGAAAUGUUAAGAAUUUAUGCUAAUACUUCAUCGUAGCGCCCAGCCAAACUAAGCUAACUUAAAAUAACUUAACCUAAAUUAGCCACACUGCAUCCAUACAUUUUCUGCACAUCAUUUUACAAGAUUAAAGCCAUGAUAUUAUGUAUCUUUUCAGAAUACCAAUGAAUAAAGUGCAGCUAACUUAGCUGAAUUAGCUACUAUGCUAUUACAUAGCUACUAUUAGCUGUAACGACAUUGUCGCCUUUGUUAAAACAAACAAUAUUGAGAGCAUCCCAUAUAUUAGAAUCACUUUCCUAAUAAGAAAAUCCGUCAUCUUUACCACAUCUCUAUGGAAUUUUAAGUAUUUAUGCUAUUGGCCAUCGUAGCUCCCAUCGAAAGUACGCUAACUUAAGAUAACUUUAGCUAAAUUAGCCAUAUUGCAUCCAUACAUAUUAGUACAUCAUAAGGUCAUUUGACAAGAUUAAAGUGGAUAUAUACUAGUAUAUAUGGAUACAGUACGUUAUAGCUUUCCCAAAUCAGGAAUUUGUCAUCUUUCUUACAUCUACAUGAAAUUUCAAGUAUUUAUGCUAAUACUUCAUCGUAGCGCCCAGCCAAAGUAGGCUAACUUAAGAUAACUUUUAGUGAAAUUAGCCACACUGUAUCCAUAAAUAUCACGGAACAAAAAGAUAUGUAAUAUCACGACUUUAAUCUCAACGUAUUACGUAUAAUUCAGUAACAUUAGGUGUAAUAUUACACAUUUCUUUUUUCUUGUAAUAUCAUGAUUUACAUUAUUAGUUCGCGUAAUAUUUAGCUAAUUUAGCCGCACUGCAUCCUCACAUAUUACGUAAACAUAUGUAAUAUAACGAACUUUUAAUCUUGAAAUAUUACACCUUUAGCGAUCGAUAGUCCCAGUCACAAUAGAUUGGACAGCUAUCACUGUCAAUGGCGGUGAAACGUGAUGUCUCAAUGGCAGUCAUUAUGAGUGAAUGAGUGGACCAACUUGUUAUGCUUUAUUUAACAACUUCUUUCUCUUCAAUUGUUGUUUCUGUGUCCUGUUGUGAAUUCUUAAGUAAUAAAAAAAUAAUAAUAACCACUCCAAAAUGCAAUAAUCCCCCUCCCAUACGUUGUGUACGAUAUAUAUUUUCCAUAAUAAUGGCACGUUUUGUUUUUGUAUUCACUCCCCUUUUGACUGUUUUUAUAAAUAAACGUUGAUGGAAAAGUUGUGUUUGGUGAGAGCUGACAUUCCUGGAAAGCUUUUUCCCAUGACCUCCUGAUCCUCUUGAGGACCCGCGGGAGACUCCUCCCCCCCUUCCCGAUCAAUAAUGGAGGAUAAGGACAGGCUUGAGAAUCGAUGCGCUUUGUCCUGUGACCUUCAAUUUAUUUGCCUUUUGAGCCGGCGUCCAACUGCCGGAUUAUUAUGGCGAUAGGACUAUUUUUAGAUGCGUAUUUUCAGAAUAAAAUUGUAAUUUAGGGGGCGCUUUCGAGUCACUCUGUUUGCUCAGUCAAUGGGACAAAUGAACUAAAGUUCAUUCACCCUUUCACAUUAAAAUGGAUUGGACAACUAGUGCCAUCAAUGGCACUUAAAUAUGAGUACGUUGGUUUGAAAAAGUAUCUGAACCUUUUGGAAUUUCUCACUUUUCUGCAUAAAAUCACUAUCAAAUGUGAGCUGAUCUUUGUCAAUAUCACACAGAGGUAAAAACAUUGUCUGCUUUAACUAAUACCAUCCAAACAUUUAUAGGUUUUCAUAUGUCAAUGAGGAUAACAUGCACAAAAUGACAGAAAGGGGAAAAAUACGUAAGUGAACCCUCUGCCUAAGAAGACUUAAAGAGCAAUUGAAACCGAUUUUUACCAAACAAUUGAAGUCAGGUGUGUGCCCAAUCACUGAGGAGUGGUUUAAGACUGCCCUGCCCACUAUAAAACACACACCUGGUAAGAAUUGUCUUGAUGAGAAGCAUUGUCUGAUGUCAAGGGCAUAGGUUUGGUCUCAACAUUGGUAGGAACGAUGUGGCAUAACAUGCAUGUACACUUUUUGCUGGGGACGGGACAUUCUUAAUGAUCAAUGCAAAAUAAAUCUGUAUUGAUUUAUACUCACUUUAAUGUGUAUUGGUUCAGGCUACAAUUCAAACCUUUGUUUUAAAAAAUUACUGAAAGUGAUCCUCUACCUUAAAUACUUGUAGGCUCUAAUAAACCACAAUUGUUCUCUUGUACAUUGUACAUCUCUUGUAUGUUGUUAGAAACACAUACAAUGUUAAAUCUAUGGCAAUAUUUUAUAAUAUUUACUACAUAUUUUGACCGUUAGUUGGCGCCAUGGUUUGCGGGCUCGCAGUGAUGACGUCACUGGUAUCUUUCCAAAUUUGUAGCGUGUUCAACAAUUGCUUAUUGCUGCCUAAACUCGCGAAGUAAAAUGCCACGAUGCGCUGCUUUUGGAUGCAAUUUCCAGUCAAAUGGAAACAAGGGGAGUGAAGUGAGUGGUCAAGGUGGAAUUAUUAUUCUUAGUGAAUAAAUGCAUAAGUGGAAGCUUCUUCCCCUUUUUGGUCCCUGUACGCACGCAUCCAACCCACCACGCGUUACAACUGGCACCCGAACAUUUUUCCCGGAUCCUCAGUCAAGUAACGGAUCCGUCUAUUUCCUGGAUCGGCAAUAUUGGUUUAUUUUUUUGAUUCAUCGGUCCCACGGCGGCUUUUCGGAGCAGUCUAUUUUGUGGAAUCGGCGGCCUGAUCGCGGCUGCGACAUUGCCAUGGGAUCGGUCUAAUUCCUGGAUCUUCGAGUGAGUAAAAAACGCGGAUUUGGAUUACUAUUGCUAUCUUUUAUGUUGACUAUUCUUCGUGGAAGUUUUCCCCAAAUCAUACUAAAUCAUUAAAGCACUAUGGCACGCUACAGUGACGACAGUGACUCUGACGUGGACCUCACAACAAUGUUGGAGUUCGUCAGGGAACGCGUGUUUGCGUACUGCUGAGCUCCCGUGUGAAGAGUGGUCAAGGUGGAAAUAUUAUUUUUUGUGAAUAAAAUUUGCAUAGGUGGAAGCUUCUCCCCUUUUUGGUACUUUUAUACAUGUAUCCUACCUACCACACGUUACAAUGUACAAGACAUGGAUUACACAAGGUGUGCUCAUUGGCCUGUACUGUAUGUAAAGCACACGACAGCUCUGGAUGCUAACAAUCUACAUAAUUAUAUUGGGAUAAGUUUGAAAAC